GCUUGUCAACUGAGCAAUUCACCUCUCCUUGCUAUUACCUCCUGCUCGAUAUCGCCCCCUCAUUGAGACAGCCAUCCACGUUCGUAGUGGCCAAGCAGCUUCUCCCUCUUCGUCGUGUUGAUCCAGAGAGGACAGAGCCAGUCUCAUCCCUCGCCGUCUUCGACGCUCACCUCACGCCCCAGGUCUCUCAGUGACGUCGCCAGGCUUAUCGCUCCACACCCCUCGGCGGCCCUGCUCAGCAUCAGCUGCGACGGCCACAAGGCCCAGCUUCACCGGCUCCGCUUCACAUUCAAUGGUCUCCCCAUCCCUCUGCUAGCUCCAGUCUAGCUUAGCCUAACCCACAAAACCAUCAUCUCAUCAGCAUGUCCCACUUGCCCAACUUCCUCGCAUCCUCCUCGUCUCGACGACAGGCUCAACACCCAUCAACUAGCUCAGCUGCCUCGUCUCAGCACCGAAAUGCCGCCGACUCGCGAUAUCAGUUCGAUCCGCUGCUCCGUUCGACCUUCGGGCAUCGCUCUGUCGACCUGUACGGGUCGCAAAUUGAUAAUAAUCAGCGCGGAAGUGGGGCAUACUACGAUGAUGACGAAGAGGACGGGGAGGAGGAGGAGGAUGGUCGCGCAGAUGCGCAGUGGGCUCAGGGACGAUCCCGGGUACCAGGCGGUGGCGCCUCCAGCUCGCUGAUCAAUGCGUCAAGAUAUGGGCCCGCAGCAGCGAGACGUGGCGGGCCUGAACUGCGAGAGAUCGAAGAUGAAGAGGAUGACGACGACGAUGAGAUGGCUAGAGACGAAGCCGAUUUAGCGAGGGAGGAAGAUGAGCAGCGAGACUGGGGACGCGGUGUCAACGUACGCAACUUUGCUGGCGGAAGGGCUGGGCAGCAGCAUCGACAAGGGCUGGAUGACUCGAUGCUGGGUAGUGCAGUGCUGGGCGGUAGUGGAAUCAGCGAGGGAGAAGGAGAAGGGACAGACACGCCCAGCGCAAGCUUCACUGCCCACCCAAGCGUAAGAAGUCAGACUCAGCCCGCUGUGCUUGACCCAUUCCUUGUCGACGAUGAGGACGAGGAUGGAGCAGCACCAACACGAGCGCCUAGCACGGCCAAUGGAGGUCGGGAACGGCAACGCUCAUCCCAGUCUCCUGCUCGUAGCGCAUCAAAAGGCAAGGGAAAAGCUCAAGCCCUUUCAGCACCAGUCAGAACGCUUUCAGGAAAAGGAUGGCUUGCUCAUUCCCUAGCCCCGGGCAGCAAUAAGGGCAAAGGGAAAUCGCGGCCUCUGCGAGACGCCUAUUCCAUUUACGACGAUGAGGAUGAGGGAGUGUUCAGCUCUGAGGACGAGGAGAGCGAGGGCAGCGAGGGAACCGAUGAGGAGCGAGACGAUGGCGUUGCUUCCCGCUCCACCACGAUGCAUCGGCCGACCAAGAUGUCCGCCGCCAGCUUUCCACGGCCGCUUGGUCACUCGCUGCAUAACGGCGAUGACGGUUUCCACAAGAAGAUGCCUUCAACAAGUGCCGCAGAUGGAGCAACCAACACGCAGUCUGGCUCUGACUCGAUCGUGAUUGACGUCCCGCGCAGCUACACCCCUACACUCUCCUCCGACAUGCAGAGUUGGGCCCCUUGGUCCGCUGGAAAUAACCCUCCCAUCAAGCAAUGGAAAGAUCGCCCGGCCCUCCUCCUUUGGUCAGCUUCACUUUUCCUCACCUUGCUCCUGGCGGGAGGGGCAAGCAUAGGUGCUCCAACCCCAAAGGUGCCCAGUACCCCGGCGAUCCGGCCCAGCCCUUAUUACACGUUGACGCGAUCCACCCCGCUGCUCGUGCUCUUGUGCGCGCUGUCCCUGGGAAUGGCGACGGUGCAGCUUGCUUUCCUCCGCAACCUCGAUCGGCUCGGAGGGGCAAAAGUCCUCAAGUUCUCCCUAGUCGCCACUCCAACGGCCCUCACACUGGGGUGGGUUUGGGCCUUUGCUGGGUCUUUCUUUUUCGACGACGAACAGUGGAGUGGGGGCGGCUGGAGUACUACCGGCCUACGUACCCUUUCGCUGAUUCCGCUCCUUUUGGCGAUCUUCUUCAGCCGAGUGCUCUACAUGAAGCGAGGCCACCUCGCGCGAAGCCUCAGUGUCCUCAGCCUGGCGGCCAGGAUCGUACAUGCUCAUCCCACUUUAUUGUUGCUAAGCCUGCUGCACAUCGUCGCCUUCCUUGUGGUCAGCCUACCCUUUGGCACCAUCUUCAUGCGCCUUUUCUUGUUGGGGCAUUUUGCACACGGGAAGGGUGCAAAUGACGACGAAUGGAUCACCGAUGGUAGAGCCAGAGUACUGGCUUGGGCGACGCUGGCUACGUGGAUCUGGACCUGGGCGGCCUUGCGCGGGAUAAUGAGGGUGACCGUGGCUAGUGUGGUCAGUCAUUGGUACUUCUAUGGGCCGCCGAGUGAAGAGAUGACGGACGAAGAGCAAGAUGCUGGUGGUGGCGAGGCAGCCCUUUCGUCUGGUGGACGCAAGCUGAAGCGGGGAGCGCAGGAGCAGGCAGACGAAGGCGACGAGGAUGACGCUACGGAGCGUGGCAGCUCGACUUCAAGCGAGGUCCUGGGUCUGGGCGAGAGCCUUCCCGGCGCGAUGUCGGAUGUGCCUGGCGGCUACAAGGACCCUACCCACCCGCACGACAGCAGUGAAGAUGCCCAACUCUCACAUCGCAAUCCCACUGCGAGCGACCUGGUACGCGCUAGCUUUCUGCGCGCCACCGGCCCAUCUCUCGGCACGGUCCUCCUUUCCGCGCUCCUGCUGGCCUUCUCGCGCCUCCUCGUCCUCGUCUCCUUUCUAGCCCGUACGCUAGCCUCGAUCCUCUCCUCUCCAAAUAUACCGGCCUUCCUCCACCCCUUGGCCCAUGUGGCCUACCUGUUGAGCGGGGCCGGCGGAGUGAUCAAAGGAGUCAGCGAUUAUACGCUGGUCUACACAGGAAUCACUGGGGCAGACUUCUGGCGGUCCAGUCGACGAUGCUCCCGCCUGGUGGUACGAAGAGGAGCAAGGGGGGUGGUGGAGGGGCUGCUGAUAGGUACGGUCCUUUCACUCUUGACGGUAAGCCUUUCGCUGCUCGCGGCAUUGGCCGGUUUCUUGUUUUCGGCGCAUCAGCUUCAUGUGCCUGCGGAUGCUCCCCUCGUGGGCUUGCUGUGCGGGGUGGUACCUUAUUGGACACUGAGGCUCGCAGCGGACGUCUUGGCCAACGGGGCCGAUGCGCUUUACCUUUGUUAUGCGAUUGAUGAGGGGACUCCACAAACCGAUAGGGGAGAAAGCGGUGGAACUGGCGGCGAAGAUGUCGGCGAGAGUCAGAUGGAGGCGAGGCAGGCGUUGCGCGGUGGUGGCGGGGGCCAGAGCGGCAAAGUGCUUCCGAUUUGAGGAGGAGAUAUCAUGCUAUACCAUUCCCAGCCAUUCGAUAUGUGAAUUAAGAUUUUACUGCUGAAGCC
Messenger RNA from Jaminaea rosea, 3439 nucleotides. RefSeq lists its product as hypothetical. The record is from RefSeq and is a predicted model, not a curated record. NCBI's taxonomy places the organism in Eukaryota, Fungi, Basidiomycota, Exobasidiomycetes, Microstromatales. The transcript has a single exon. Gene Ontology annotation, cellular component: plasma membrane. Gene Ontology annotation, biological process: transmembrane transport. Gene Ontology annotation, molecular function: transmembrane transporter activity. Bases 363 to 3371 code for a protein of 1002 amino acids.